AUAUGGCUUCUCACCAUUAUUAUAGUGCAGACCCAAGCUAUGCAAGAGCAACAGAACAAAAUUCUGGUAAAGUGUAUAUUAACCCCAAUUUCCAAAGGAAUCAUAGUGCUCCUGUGCCUCAGACUAGAUCGAUGUAUAUAAACCCUCUUUUUUCCCAUCAUACAAGUACUAUAAGUAGUAUUGCCAAAACAAAAAUUUAUGUAAACCCUAAUUUUGUUAAGCCACACACAGCUGAUAUUACAACACAAUAUUUUGAAAGACCUGUUCUAAAACCUGAUAAUGAGAUUGCUAUUCACAACAGUCUUCCGAAAAUUGUAUCAAAUUCAACACCAAUUAUACCACAGAAUACAGCUACAGUUACUACAGCAGGAAUGUCAUUAGGUCAUGUUGCGAAUUCUCGAUAUACUUUAGUGCGACACAACAACAAGGCAACUGCUAGGAAUGUGCUAGCUGAAUCCUCAGAAUGUGUGACUAAAUUAAAAAUUAGCAAGUACAAAACAGUAUCAGUUGCACAUGUAAAAAAUAAUUUCGACACAGAUAAACUCAACAGAUUAAGUUCUCUACAUAAUACAGAAAAAGUAACACCAGAUAAUAUAAAUAUUCCUUCUAGGUUCUUACAGAGCAGGUUCAAAUUAGUAAGGAGAAAUUCAGCACCAGUGGUAACAAAAACAAAUACUAAAUCUGUAAUAAGAAAGCAGAAUCUGAAUUCAUCAAAAGCUAUUGUAUCGCGAUCUAGUCAAAAGGUCAAGAUAAUAAUUAAUAAACGAAAUUUAAAGAAAAAUAAUAUUCCUUGCCCUCAGUUUAGAAAAUAUGGAAAAUGUUUAAGAAGUUUAAUAGGACAUUGUGCAUUCUUACAUGACAAAAAACAUGUUUCAAUAUGUAGAAAGUUCCUGAAAGGGCUUUGUCAUGACAAAGAUUGUCUGUUAUCACAUGAAGUUACAGCAGAGAAAAUGCCAACUUGUUCUUUCUAUUUAAAAGGAAUGUGCACGAAAGAAGAUUGCCCAUAUCUGCAUGUUAAAUUAAACGAGAAAACUAAAAUAUGUGCAGAUUUUUUGAGAGGAUACUGUGAGAAGGGAGACAAAUGUUUGAAUCGCCACAUAAACAUUUGUCCAGAAUUGGCAGUUAAAAGUGUUUGUACCAGAAAACGAUGUCCAUACCCCCACAAGGUUAAUAAAAAAAAUAUACAUAAAAAAACAAAGGUCCAAGAGACCCUUAACCAAAGUGUCAAAUAUAAUAAUUCUCGAAAUAAAGUUAAUAAACGUAAAGAAAUACCAGACUUAAAUUCUAAAUCAGAAGAUGAUCAAAUGGAUUGUAGAUAUUAUAAAGAAGUUCUAGACAAAGAUGUUUCUACUGAAAUCGCCACAAUCAAACCCUCUAGAUGUAAAUUAGGUGCUUUACCAUCUUUUAUCCAUUUAUAAUAUGUUAGGAUUCUAAUGAUGUGUAGUUAUUUUUGUAAUUCACUUUUAAAAUAAAACUAUGUUUUAAUUAAAACAA
Messenger RNA from Pectinophora gossypiella (pink bollworm), 1494 nucleotides. RefSeq names its product zinc finger CCCH domain-containing protein 3 (gene ZC3H3). The coding region runs from base 3 to 1418 and encodes 471 amino acids. Gene Ontology annotation, molecular function: metal ion binding. NCBI's taxonomy places the organism in Eukaryota, Metazoa, Arthropoda, Insecta, Lepidoptera, Gelechiidae. The record is from RefSeq and is a predicted model, not a curated record. The transcript has a single exon. Gene Ontology annotation, cellular component: nucleus.